CGGCUUGUCCCGCCCUUCCUCGGCGUCUCGGGGGCUGCGCAGAGAGUGGCCCGCCUCCGCCUGCGCCGUACGGAGACUGCCUGCUCCGCUUGCCGCCUGCGGGCCCUGGGGCCCAGCCAUGGCCCUCCGCCUCGUUACUAGAGUGACGGCAUUCCCCCGUCGCCAUGGUGAUAGCACCUCUCCUUCCCCACCCCAUCACCAGGGUAACAGCAUUCCCCUGUCACCAUGGUGAUAGCACCUCUCCUUCCCCACCCCAUCACCAGGGUAACAGCAUUCCCCUGUCACCAUGGUGAUAGCACCUCUCCUUCCCCACCCCAUCACCAGGGUAACAGCAUUCCCCUGUCACCAUGGUGAUAGCACCUCUCCUUCCCCACCCCAUCACCAGGGUAACAGCAUUCCCCUGUCGCCAUGGUGAUAGCACCUCUCCUUCCCCACCCCAUCACCAGGGUAACAGCAUUCCCCUGUCGCCAUGGUGAUAGCACCUCUCCUUCCCCACCCCAUCACCAGGGUAACAGCAUUCCCCUGUCGCCAUGGUGAUAGCACCUCUCCUUCCCCACCCCAUCACCAGGGUAACAGCAUUCCCCUGUCGCCAUGGUGAUAGCACCUCUCCUUCCCCACCCCAUCACCGGGGUGACAGCAUUCCCCCAUUGCUAUGGUAAGAGCAGAUCCGGAGUGGCUGCUUGCACAGCCAAGAACUGAGGGGAUACAGUUGUUCAACAGUCCAGAUUGUACACCAGGGAAUGCUACACUCCCUAGAUCCUGGCACCGUAACUAGUUAUUUUUGUGCCCAGGGCAAAAUAUUAAUUAUGUGCCCCCUCUCCUUAGGCUAGCACAUGUGGCGCUCUUUACUUCUGAAGCUUAUUAUUUUUACUUAUUGAGACUAUGUGCCCCUGAUUAUGAUGCAGCCGCCCCACUUGCCCUGCCCUGGUUACAGCCCUGCAGGGUCCCAGAUCUUAGACUCCAACCUAAGGCCAUCUACAAAACAGUUUUACCACCCUCCUGGUCCAAGUCAGCUGUGGGCUGGCUGUGGGUGUUUAAUUGAUGGGUAGAUGUACCCUUAGAGGCAAUAUGAAACUCAUAACCCUCUUUAUUUGGUCUGAUUGCUAGAGAGGGAGAAAGAGCAACACUGUUAAUGUGAGUUUCAUGAACAUAGAUUCAUCAUCUCUCCUCAGACAGUUGUAUCUUCUUUAUUCUUUCUCUAGCUAUGUUUCCUCCUUGUUUCUUCCUAAUUCUACUCUGUUAAACUUCAGCAUGCUCUUAAGUAACCCACCUAACAGCAUAAUGGACAGAGAGCAAAUUGUAUGCCACCUAAUCCCCUUGUCCAUUGUGUUAAUGCCAGUUCUCCUUUCCUGACAUGCCUAAUAUUCUUUAUUCUUCUAGUACCUUGAAUGAUUUUUUUUGCACUUAACUGUGGUUCCUGUACCUUUACUCAUUGAUUUUUCAAAAUGGCUUUUUGAAAUCUGUAUUGAAUUCACAGAAGUUGUCAAUUACUACUGUCCUGCAGCACACUGCUGUUCUCAGCUUGCUGCCUUUGUACAAGCUCAGCCUGCCUUUGCCCAUCUGGCUCUCAUGCAGGUGCAGCCUAGCAGAUUAAUUGUCCUAACAAUGUGCCUUCUGUGAGAUGGGCACCCUGUUACAUCCCUCUGUUUACUUCUCUCCCUUGUGCAAAGUGACCAUUUUUUCCUAUCCUUUGUUUUCUGACUUUGAACCACUUAUUGAUCCAUGAGAGACCUUCAUUUUUAUCCCAUGACUACCUACAUUACUUAAGAGCAUUUGGUGUGGAGCUUCAUCAGAGACUUUCUGAAAGCCCAGUGCUACCACAGAGAGGAAGCUAUGGACUUUGGGGCUGCAAGGGAGGAGCUGACAGAGAAGUUCUGCUUCCAGAAGUUCAUUCCAUGAAACUGUUUCCCCUCCCCGUAGAUUGUUUGCUGUCAGGAAACGCUGAAGCUGAACACAAGGCUUUCAUUGCAGAUUUCUAUCAAAAGACCUAAAAUUAGUUGCAUCAGAAAGGAAGGAUGUAGGUGUAUCAUUAUUGCCUCUUUCCAGCCUGUAAUUGAGGAGACUGGCUUUCACGGCACAUCUGUAAGAAGCAGCUGCGUUACCGCCUUCCACAGAACAAAAGGCAAAUUGAAGAGGUCACCCUUUGCCAACCUCAGCAAGCUGGUAGGAUGACAGUGGAAGUGACUGUGGGGAAUGGCAGGUGUCACUCGGCUCACAGCUUCUCCUUUGCAGAGGGGCUCUUCGCACUGCCAAGUACACGCGGGGCUGCACCUGGUACCCGAGUGGAGCAUGCGCUUUAGAAGGAAGCUGCCAUCCCCACUUGUGCACAUACAUGCAUCUGUUUAGCGGCGCUAUUUGGACACGCCCGGCAAUGUAGAUACUGAUGUGCCCACGCCUGCUCCCUGAAAGAUGAUGGUUCGGCGAGGGCUGAGUGCCUGGCUCCCUCGGCUGGUCAUUCUGCUUUUGGUGCUUUGCUCUGCCGUGUCCGUUCUCUACAUGCUGGCCUGUACGCCGAAGGGCACUGAUGAGCAGCUUGCGUUCCCCUGGGCCAACAGCCCCACCGGAAAAGAGGGGUAUCAGGCCAUUCUGCAGGAGCGGGAGGAGCAGCACCGCAAUUACAUCAACAGCCUCAAAAAGCAAAUUGCGCAGCUGAAGGAUGAGCUGCAGGAACGGAGCGAGCAGUUGAAGAGCCUGCAGGACCACUACACGGACUCGCUGGGCCCAGGGCUGGAGCACAGCAACCCAGAGAAAACCCCCGCCGACCUGCUGCAGUUCUUGCGCUCCCAAAUCGACAGAGCUGAGGUGCACGCCGGCGCCAAGCUGCCCACGGAGUAUGCGGCUGUGCCCUUUGAGAGCUUCACCCUGCAGAAGGUGUAUCAGUUGGAGACGGGACUGACACGCCACCCCGAGGAGAAACCUGUGAGGAAGGACAAGCGGGACGAGCUGGUGGAGGCGAUUGAGCUGGCUCUGGAGACUUUAAACAGCCCGGACAGUGACAGCAACACAAACCAUCCCAUGUACGCAGCCUCAGACUUCAUCGAAGGUAUCUACCGAACGGAAAAAGAUAAAGGCACGCUGUAUGAGCUGACUUUCAAAGGAGACAGACCCCACACAUUCAGAAGAGUCGUUUUAUUCCGACCAUUUGGUCCCAUCAUGAAAGUGAAGAAUGAGAACCUCAACAUGGCCAACACGCUUAUUAACAUUGUAGUUCCAUUAGCCAAGAGAGCCGGCAAGUUUCGACAAUUUAUGCAAAAUUUCAGGGAAAUGGGCAUUGAGCAGGAUGGAAGAAUUCACCUCACUGUAGUUUACUUUGGAAAAGAACAAAUGAACGAAGUAAAAGCAAUCCUUGAAAACACCUCCAAAUCAGCUAACUUCAAGAAUUUCACCUUUAUCCAGCUGAAUGAAGAAUUUUCGAGAGGGAAAGGAUUGGACAUAGGUGCUCGUGUUUGGAAAGGAAGCAAUGUGGUUCUCUUUUUUUGCGAUGUCGAUAUAUACUUCACAGCCGAAUUCCUGAACACUUGUAGACUGAACACGCAGCCAGGGAAGAAAGUAUUUUACCCAGUUCUUUUCAGCCAGUAUAACCCAAGUAUAAUUUAUGGGCACCACAGUUCCAUCCCAUCCUUAGAGCACCAGCUGGUUAUAAAAAAGGAAACUGGAUUCUGGAGAGACUUUGGCUUUGGAAUGACAUGUCAGUACAGGUCCGAUUUUAUCAACAUAGGUGGCUUUGAUCUGGACAUCAAAGGCUGGGGUGGAGAAGAUGUACACCUCUACCGCAAAUACCUUCACAGCAACCUUAUCGUGGUCAGGACGCCUGUCCGGGGCCUCUUCCACCUCUGGCACGAAAAGCACUGCCCAGACGAGCUGAGCCCGGAGCAGUACAAGAUGUGCAUGCAAUCCAAAGCUAUGAAUGAGGCUUCUCAUGGCCAGCUGGGGAUGCUCGUCUUCAGGCAUGAGAUUGACGCUCACCUACGCAAACAAAAAACCAGCAGCAAAAAGCCAUGAAGCCAAACCCAAGAACUGGUUGGUUGUAUUUCCAAAAAGACUGUAGCUGCUCAAAGAGAAUAGGAGUGUGCACAAGCUGGAUCAGAAAAGCUGGAGCUGGCAGAAAAAGGAAGGCAAAAGGAAAUGCUCUCCCCUUUUCUUUCCUCCCUUAGCAGCUUUUGAAUAUGCCAUUUAGCUUGCUUUCCCGUGCUGGCUCGAGCCAGGGAGUUGGCGACAAAGGCAAGGUGAGAAGAAAGAUUUUAGAAACCAGGAGCUUGUGUUCAAUUCUUGUGCUGCCCUAAGAAAGGGUGUGUUGCAUUCCAUUGAAAUAUCCCCAGGUGGUGACAACACCUGCCUUGAUCCUGCAAAGACUUGUGUCCAUCUUUAAUGUACUCUAGUGGGGUUGCUCCCACACACAAGUGUUGGCAGGAUUGGGCUUAGCGUGACCUUUGUAUUCAAAAGGGAGGAAUGAUUUUAGGUGUCCACCUUGCCACACCUAAAUGGGGCCUGGUUUUCAAAAAGCACAGAGCACCUGCUCUUAAAAAAAAAAUAACCUCUUUAAAUGUGGCUUAAGGAGCACACCCAAAAUGAGUAGUUGCAUUUGAAAAUGUGGGCCAGUCUUGAGUAGACAGACACAGUCACAUUUAGUUUCAUAGACAGGAGCAUCUAGGACAAGGCUGUCUAGAAUCUAGAAAGAUAAAGAUCUACGUAAAAUAUGAAAUUCCAAAAUGCUAGAGCUGGUGUUAUACCCUACUCUCUACGUUAAACCAAAAAUGAAAAGCCAUAGCUUGGAAUUUUCUGCAGACUACUCUUACAACAUGUUUGGUUCUAGAGAAUGUUAAGUAUAUCUGGCUUGGUUUGUUUUACAGUCAACUUGUUUUGCAUGUGAGUUAUUUUGUGCAGAUGUAAAUUUCCUACUUCAGGCCUUAGUUAGAAAUAGCACAACUUUCCUGUAUGUUUUGAAAAUGGUUUGCAGUUUAGAUCAUAGAUCCAUAAAUAGAGCCAUUUCUCUCACCCGUGAGGUGCUUAUCCUGAAAUUGGCUAGCAGGCUGAAAUGCAUACCUUCUUUAUUGGAAGUAGUGUGACGAGAAUUCAUUUAUCAAAAGAAGAACAUGAGUACUGAAAUGAAGAACUUUUUUUUAUUCCACUAGAAAAAGGAACAUUAUCUGCAAUCCUGAUUUAAUGAAUGACUCUGAAUAACAAAUGCUGUAGAUACCAAAAUGAAGGGCCUCUUUGUGACUUGUUUAUACCAAAGUAUUCAGUAUAAACCAAAUCUAGCAUUUUACCCAGUGCAUAGUGGAGUCUGUAAGUGCUAUAAGAAAUAUUUCUAUGAAGGAUUAAUUGGAGCCUCUGAUACUCAGUGUUCCUAAGUGCUUCCCAGAAAUUGAUCUGCUUUUUAAGAGCUUUGUUUGAUAGUUGCCUCUAGCACUGUUCAGAUAUUUUAUUGAAACCAUAAACUAUUUUCUUUUAAUGCGGUUGUUUCUUUUGGCAUUUUAAUUUGUAUUAGCCAACAACAGAUGCAUGGGCUAAUGUUUGCUUUCCUCCUGUUUUCCUAUCAUUUCAUUGUUCAGUAGCUUCAAAUUCUUUCAAGCCAUUUGGGAUAUGAAUGGGGUUGUCACUAUUUGUGCAUUACCAUAAGGAAAGCCAGGGGAAGGAAGAAUGUCAGGCAGUACAGUAACAAUGAAUAAAAUAGGGUGUAUGUGGACAUCGGGUAGUAGGCAUACUGCCCCCUACCUUUGUGAAACAUUCUUUGGCAGAGGACACACACUGAAAACACCUUAUUGUAAGUACCUUCUUUUACUUGAUAUUCUAGAAGUUAUGCUCAACUUUUUAAAACUUGUUGGGUUCUGUGAGAUGAGACCAUCACCCACAGCUGUCAGCCUCUCGAGCUAAAGAGGCACUAUUCAAAUCUUUAGCCCUAGAAUCUCACCUGCCUUUAAAUGUGGGGUGGAGAAAUAUUGGUUGGAAGACUCUAGAUUCUAAAUAGCUAAUCUUAAAAAGGGGGGAGUGCUGUAAUUCUUAGGCCCUACAAAACUCUUUGAAAUUCUUCCCUUAUCAAAAGUGUGUGUAAGCAUGCUGAUACUGCAUGGCCAGACACACAAGACUCCUGCUUUCAAAUCUAUGAAGAUACGAUUGAUAAAUCCAUGCACUGAAUCAACAGGCUUAUUUAAAUCCCACCCCUUGUACACAGCAGCGGUCUCCCAGAAACUGACUCAAAACUAGGUGCAGUGUCUGAGUGCCUCAAGCGCCUGUUCCCCACUCCUCCCACCAUGUGAUUGGCCUGGCAUUCCUACCUUGCUUGUGCCCUGCACAAGCUUUAAUCCGUCCCUGCCCUGGCAUAACAUCUUCAUCCAGCCCCUUUCACACCGUGACAAGCAGAGCUUUCAACAACACUGCUGUAAUCCUUGGCCGCAGAAACCGUUUCAAUCACUCUGUUCUUUCCACAGUGGCUCACUGCCCCCUGAGCCCUGAAUUAAUGAUAAGGGAAGGAAGGGACCGUGCUGUUCUCUUGAAGCUGCGAUUAAUUACAAGCAGCUGGAAAGUACAGCUUGCCCCACUGGAGAAGUGAGAUAAAGCAAGAAUGGGAAAGGCACCCUUGUUAAUUACAGCCCUCCUACUGGGAAUGCCUGCUCUUGGUCUUCAGGGCCUGAACCACUGAGCCUUUCACCUAGGUUCACGACAGAACACACACUGAAUUGUGGGCUAAAUAAAUGGUCCACGAAUAGAGCCGGUGCUACAAGGAUCCACCUAGCCUCCCUGCAUCGAUGCUGUUACAUCACAUUGCUCUCAGCCUUGUGUGCUGCAGUGGGAGCUCUGUGAGGGGAAAAACCAUCUCAACAAGCUGGAGGCAGAACCCCUGUGCUAGACCAGGAGUGCACCUUACACAGGAAACCUCUGGUUACGGCUGUGAUUGUAUCACAGCAAAAGUAGGCGCGCAGUUCAUGGAACAGCUAGGGGGAGAAAAGCGUACAAAAUCAGGGAAUGGUGAUGACAACACGCAAUGAAACAAUUUAACAGUACAGUGUGACAGUGACCGCAGGAGUUUUACCUGUCAACGUAAACUAGUUUGAAUGUAGAGACGCACACUGUGCAAUUGUGGUUCAAACACACAUGAUGAAAAAGCUAUAGAAUAAAAAUAACUGAUUUUUUUUUUUUUUUAGUAACAGAUGAAAAUUGCAACAGUUUGCAAAAGGGCUGAGGUGUUACACAGGGACAGAUGGUUCUGCACAUUUUACAAGACGAGGCAGCAGGUUCGGCCCCCAUGCUCUUGCUAGGCAUUGCAGAGCUAUGACAGAGCUGGGAAUCUGGCCAUCAUGCUUCUCCUGAACUCGAAAAUGUCCUUGUUCCUCAAAAUUCUUGAAGAGCUCCACAGUGAGUCUGAUACCACUUCUGUGCUGGAAUACAGUCUUCAAACAGUGGUUUAUUUUAAACACCAUGGGCUCACCAACAUCAAGGUGUUUUGCUUUGUUUGGCUCAGUGGCCCUGCACUGAAGAGAAAGCAGCAGGUUGGUGAAAGCAGGAAUUAAGAGUCUGGCCAGAUAUGGUUUUCUUUUGAGCUUUCCAAGAGCGCUGGUUUUGCUAUUAGGUAUCGCCAAGUUUUAUGCCGCAAGACCAGGCAAAUCACUUCUGACAUGGACAUGGAUUGAGGGCUUGUCAUCAAGUUGUAAGCGUGUUCUUGAUUGGGGGGGCAAACUUUUCAAGCCUAGCAUGCUUCAGUAACAGCUGUGGCUUGGCAAAGAGCAACAGUCGCUUGAACAUCUGCUAUGACCCAAUGUAAUCCUCACUGUGUUCAUUGUGAUAAAACUCUUGGCAGGCAGGCUCCCCCUCUACCUUGUGGCAACUGAUUACACAGCAUCCAAGUGCUCAUUGUGAUCAUCUGAUUGGCCCUCCCGUUUAGCAGAGCAUGAAAACUUCACCCAGUCCUUCCUGCAUCAAGUCCAUCCUCUCUCUCAUUGCUGGGGUAAGGCAUCUUACUUUUAGAACAUCUUACCGUAAGUUGAAUAUUUUAUGUGAUGGAGAAUAGAAUCAAAAUCCACAGGGCACAGAAUAAAAGCGAAGUGUAGGAUGCUCUUUUCAGAAGUGACCUGAAGGCCUUUGUGUUGAUGGUUUUCUUAGGUUGUGCAGAACAACCCCAAGCCACAUGGAAGAGGAGAAAUGGACAGGUAAUUUAACCUGAAACUGGACUGAUUUUCAUUCACUACUCAGAUCACAGAGCUUGUAUGAGGUUGUCAUUUCGUGUAGUGGAAAGCAAUAACACAUCUGUUUUUCAUACCAUGCACCAUCAAUCCUGGCACUGACAUUAGGACGUAUUUUAGAAGCGCUUCGAAGCUGUUCCACGACCAGUGGUCCUUGCAAGCGGGGCACUUGUGCAGCUGCUCAGGAGCGAUUCAAAUGCUGCCCAGCUGAUUAGCAGAGAGCCCACAGCCAGGUUUUUGUUUCUACUGGUGGUGCACAUGCUUCAGUUCACAUAACAUUUAUUGCAUACACGGCUGGAAAAGAUUAGCGGGAACAUGGGCUUUGAUAUAUUUAUACCACAGCUCUCUGGGCCAAGCAAAGCUCAGCUGUUUACGUCAAAAAGUAGAAGGCCCAGCGCCGUUCAGCAUGAGCAGUUCUCUCUCAGACGUGCCUGUGUGUGAUUUGGGUGAGACGUGUGGACAGAACUUCAGCAAACAGUUGUUCCAUUAUGGAAAAGACUGGGCACUUUAUUUGCAGGCACCUCGCAUUGUUCGUGUCCACAUUCGACUUGUGUAAUAACUGAUGAACAGUAAAAGGUUUUACUGGAUAUGAAAUAGCCCAGGCUCUGUGGAUGCAAGAGUUAAAACGUCUCCACCAGAUUCCAGCUUGCUUUCUUUAACAAACCUGCUGUUUCCCUCCCAUCUCCAAAAGGUUUAUUUCUCCCCCGUGUGGAGAUAAGCCUCACCAAAGUCUUCUAGUCAGGGAUUAUGUCGCUGCAUGGGCUGCACUGGUCUUGUGCCGGCCCUUCUGCAUGGGGUGGAUUUUACAAUGGACCUGAUCCUGCAGCCCGUUGAGUGUCCACUAAUGCUAGAGGACUGAACUGCAAUUAUGCAACUUACCACUGGGGGAUCGGAUCAGCUCCUUGACCAGAGGCGACCCCGUCGAGUUUGAAAUACCAAUUUCACUGCACAGCUGGCAAACUUCCCACAACCUGGCAAUUGGGGUUGCAACAUCGGAGGGCAAAAUUCUGAUUGAGCUGCGAGAGCCCAGAGACAUUUACACAAACUGUUGCUGUAACACAUGGCAGCCUCUUCCUUCCCAGCAGGUCCUUUCCUUGGCUAGGGCUCCUCCAGCACUUGCUCGGCUGCUGAAUGCCGCUAAUA
Messenger RNA from Pelodiscus sinensis (Chinese soft-shelled turtle), 9320 nucleotides. It is a transcript of the gene CSGALNACT1, whose product is annotated as chondroitin sulfate N-acetylgalactosaminyltransferase 1. Gene Ontology annotation, cellular component: Golgi cisterna membrane. Lineage: Eukaryota; Metazoa; Chordata; Testudines; Trionychidae. The record is from RefSeq and is a predicted model, not a curated record. Gene Ontology annotation, molecular function: glucuronosyl-N-acetylgalactosaminyl-proteoglycan 4-beta-N-acetylgalactosaminyltransferase activity.